GGGCCGCUGCGGCGGCUCGGGCCAGGCACACUGACACACUCGCACGCGCGCCUCAGCCCACCGCCUGCUCCCUCAGUCCGGCCCUGAAGAUGGCGGCUCUCAAACUGCUCCCCUCCCGGCUACAGCUCUGCGCCCCCAUCCGCGUGUCCCGGAGCGCCUGGGCCAAGGGAUGUGUUUGCUACUUUUCAACCAGUACUCGUCGCCAUACCAAAUUUUAUACAGAUCCGGUGGAAGCUGUAAAAGACAUCCCUGAUGGUGCAACAGUUCUGGUUGGUGGUUUUGGACUAUGUGGAAUUCCAGAGAACUUGAUAAAUGCUUUACUAAAGACUGGAGUGAAAGGACUGACUGCUGUUAGCAACAAUGCAGGGGUUGACAACUUUGGCUUGGGCCUUUUACUUCGAUCCAAGCAGAUAAAACGCAUGGUCUCUUCGUACGUGGGAGAAAAUGCAGAAUUUGAACGACAGUACCUAUCUGGUGAAUUAGAAGUAGAGCUGACACCUCAGGGCACGCUUGCAGAGAGGAUUCGUGCCGGGGGGGCCGGAGUUCCUGCGUUUUACACCAGCACAGGGUACGGGACCCUGGUACAAGAAGGAGGAUCACCUAUUAAAUACAACAAAGAUGGCAGUGUUGCCAUUGCCAGUAGGCCAAGAGAGGUGAGAGAGUUUAAAGGUCAGCACUUUAUUUUGGAGGAAGCAAUUACAGGGGAUUUUGCUUUGGUGAAAGCCUGGAAGGCGGAUCGAGCAGGGAAUGUGAUUUUCAGGAAAAGUGCAAGGAAUUUCAAUUUACCAAUGUGCAAAGCUGCAGACACCACAGUGGUAGAGGUUGAAGAAAUUGUGGAUAUUGGAUCAUUUGCUCCAGAAGACAUUCAUAUUCCUAAGAUUUAUGUACAUCGUCUAAUAAAAGGAGAAAAAUAUGAAAAACGAAUUGAGCGUUUAUCAAUACGGCAACAGGAAGAUGAAAAAGCCAAAUCUGGUAAAUCCAAAGACAAUGUGAGGGAACGUAUCAUCAAACGGGCAGCUCUUGAAUUCGAAGAUGGCAUGUAUGCUAAUUUGGGAAUAGGAAUUCCACUUCUGGCCAGCAACUUUAUCAGCCCAAAUAUGACUGUUCAUCUUCAAAGUGAGAAUGGAGUCCUUGGUUUGGGUCCGUAUCCACUACAACAUGAAGCUGAUGCAGAUCUAAUCAAUGCAGGCAAGGAAACAGUUACUGUUCUCCCAGGAGCCUCUUUUUUCUCCAGCGAUGAGUCAUUUGCAAUGAUUAGAGGGGGACAUGUCAAUCUAACAAUGCUAGGAGCAAUGCAGGUUUCCAAAUAUGGUGACCUGGCUAACUGGAUGAUACCUGGGAAGAUGGUGAAAGGAAUGGGAGGUGCCAUGGAUUUGGUGUCCAGUGCCAAAACCAAAGUGGUCGUCACCAUGGAGCAUUCUGCAAAGGGAAAUGCACAUAAAAUCAUGGAGAAAUGUACAUUACCACUGACUGGAAAGCAAUGUGUCAACCGCAUUAUUACUGAAAAGGCUGUGUUUGACGUGGAUAAGAAAAAAGGGCUGACUCUGAUAGAGCUCUGGGAAGGCCUGACGGUGGACGACAUACAAAAGAGUACUGGGUGUGAUUUUGCAGUUUCACCGAAACUGAUGCCAAUGCAGCAGAUUGCAGCUUGAAAUAUGGAAUAGACAUUUGUCCCAGACCACGUGUUUUUCACUUUAAAUACGUAGGAUUUAGUUGAAAGGACAUUAGUAAUCAUAACUGUAUAUUUAACAGGAAGUUUUUGAUUAGUUUUCUUCUAGUAUUUUAGCCUUUAAGCAGCCAUAUAGACUGUUCUCUCAAGUGUGCUAUGACAUUUUAAAAAAGAAACAUUUACGGUUUUCUUGUUUCAUAAGUACUGAGAAGGUUCUCUUUACAAUUGGUGCUCACAUUAGGUGUAUCUUAACCUUCUAUGAUAUGUGUGUAAAUUAUAUGCAGUUUCAUCACAAUGGACCUUAGGAACUGCUUUGUUGUUAGGCUUUCCUUCAUAACUAAGUUAUUACUCAGUAGUACUGAAAGAAAAAUGAUUUACAUGUGAAUAUGUGAUUAGGAGAAAUGCUAUCUUAAUGAUUGCUUUCCUUAGCCUCCUCUGACUUUUCUUUUGAGGCCUCUGAUUUUAUGAUUACAUCUUAUUUCCCUAGAGCAUCCUCCUUUUCCCCACAUGUCUUAUAGCUAAGUGGAUACUCAAGAACGCAAGCAGGAACAUCUCUGGUAGGAGAAGAAACUGGUUUGUGGGAGAGACUGAAAGGUAAAGAAUGUAUUGGUGCUGACAUCCCACCAAGAAGUUGCCUUUAUAAAGAAACCAACCAUCUGUGCUUUGCCAAAAACUGAGGCUUAUUAUAUAUAGGUUUCUUCCUAUAGAAACCUAACUGGUCUUCUUGGAAAAUUUUCUCAUUUUGAAUCAGUGUCAUAUUCAUCUGUAUCAACAAGUGUCUGUAAGAUUAUUUCUCUGCAUUAUUGAGACCCAGUGGGUUACUUGUACAAUACCUUCUCUUAAGCCAAGAGGAACUAUGGGAUAAUUGAUCAUAACUCCUUAGUCACAAUGAUAGCAGAGUUUUUAAAAAUUAAAUAAAAGUUAUUUCUUUCAGGCUUUCAUUUAUGUCUAGAAAAGAUUCUAAAUAUUGAAUGACUUUUCUACAGAACAGUGGUUUUUUUCUUCUGUAAGGCUACUUCUUUUAACAAAGUACUUUCACUUCAGCCUUAUCCACAAAGGGGAAAUGAUGAUGGACAAGUCCAAGAUGUGAAGAGUUGGCAAACUCUUAUUGUUGAGGAAUAAACAUGGUAGACUCGGAUCGUAAGGAACUUUUCCUCAGAGAUAUCCUCAAUACCAUAUAGUUGCUCAGGGGGACCUCUUCAGAAGCAUUCUGGAUAUCACAUGGGAGAACUAAGCACCCUGGACAGAGGCAGGCAAGGUACAGUGCAAUGUAUCAUUCCUCUGGGACUAAAUAUAGGGAUUUAUGCAUAUUUUGAGGUGUUAGUUGUCAUUGAAACUCACUUCUUUUCACAUACAGUUACAAUUGUGUCUUGUACAAUAUUAGAGGGAGGAGAAAGGCUUUUGUGUCUCAUACACUCUGUAUAAAAUAGCAGGAAAGCUGGCUGCAUGGUUGAAAGCUUACUCUCCUAGGAUUCAUGAAAAGGACUCUUAGAAUAUGCAAGUUUCAUGAGCAUAAUAUAUGCCUCUAUUGGAGUUAUGAUUUGGAAAAAUAUUUUGUUGUUGAUGGUUAUUAUAUCUUCAAACUUUUUUGUCAUUUCAGUCUGUUACUUUAUGAUAACGAGAUUUUAAGAAUGUUAUAAACUUUGAGUGGCAAAACUUA
This is a messenger RNA of Tupaia belangeri chinensis (Chinese tree shrew), 3329 nucleotides long. It is a transcript of the gene OXCT1, whose product is annotated as 3-oxoacid CoA-transferase 1. The record is from RefSeq and is a predicted model, not a curated record. The coding region runs from base 90 to 1652 and encodes 520 amino acids. Gene Ontology annotation, cellular component: mitochondrion. The transcript is spliced from 17 exons. Gene Ontology annotation, biological process: ketone body catabolic process. Lineage: Eukaryota; Metazoa; Chordata; Mammalia; Scandentia; Tupaiidae. Gene Ontology annotation, molecular function: succinyl-CoA:3-oxo-acid CoA-transferase activity.